AGCCCGGGGGUGCGGGCACAGGGACCCGGGCGCCCCGCUGGGAGGGGCGGGGGCGGGGCGGGGCAGCACCGCCCCUCACCCGCCAAUCCAGGGCGGUGCGGCCCCGUCACGUGCUGUCGCUGCCGUCCAAUGGGGGAAGGCGGCGCCCCUCCGUCCCGGAUUCAAACUGUCGGUGGGCGCGGCGCGUGCCGCCGCCGGUUUCCGUGGAGACGGCGAGGCCCGGCCGCGUCCAUGGAGCCGAGGCUCGUCGGCCCUGGGCCCUACCGCGCUACCCGGCUGUGGAAUGAGAUAAUAGAACUUUUUCGUGCUGGGAUGCCGUUAAGGAAGCAUCGGUGUCGCUUCAAAAGCUAUGAGCAUUGCUUCAAAGCCUCGGAGGCAGUGGACUGUUUACAUGACCUGCUUGGCUCCAAUCAAAACUUUGGCCCAGAAGUGACUCGCAAUCAAACAGUUAAGCUGCUUAAAAAAUUCCUGAAAAAUCACGUUAUUGAAGAUAUUAAGGGAAGAUGGGGCAAAGAGGACUUUCAAGAUGAUGGCCAUUUAUACAGAUUUCCUCCUUCCUCACCACUGAAGUCCUAUCCAAAGAAAUCUUCAUGUGGAAAAGAAGUAAUUAAAUUUCCAGACUGGAAUGAACCAAAAGCUGGCACUUCCCAAGAACACAUCCCAGUGAAAUCAGUCACAAUGAACUCUGAGAUGUGGUACAAGCGACACAGUAUAGCUAUAGGAGAAGUACCGGCAUGCAAACUUGUGUUCCGCAGAGAGCUAACACAAAGAAAUAUAGAAGAGAUAUGGAAAUCCAUGACUUUGUCACGAUUACAAAAGGUCUUGGGUUUGGAUUCUCUGGAUGAAGUGUUAGACACAAAACUUGUGAAUUCAAAGCAUAUAGUCCAAAAUGCAUACAAUGUCAAUAAACAAGGCAUUGUCACUUUAGAAGACAAAUCAAAGGAACUACCUCACUGGAUAUUAUCAGCAAUGAAGUGUCUAGCAAACUGGCCCAGCUGCUCAGAUUUGAAGCAGCCUACAUACUCAGGAUUUGAAAGAGAUGUUUUCAAAACUAUAGUGGACUACUUUGGCCAGACAAAAGAACCUCUUCUCACAUUUCAUUUUUUUGAUGUUUUUGUUAGUGUGUUAGGUCUGACGCAAAAACACAGCAAGGCCGUAGAAGCUCUUCAGAUAUCUUGUCUCCUGCUGCCACCAGAAAAUCGGAAAAGACUGCAGCUGUUGGUGAGGAUGAUGGCAAGAAUUAGCUUUAACAAGGAUUUGCCGCCUCUUUCUGAAUCAGUGAGGACCAGAACCUUGAUGAUUCAGGCAUUUUCCCGUUGUAUUCUCUGCUCAAAGGAUGAAGUGGACUUGGAUGAACUGCUUGCUGCUAAACUAGUAUCUUUCCUCAUGGACAAUUAUCAAGAGAUCUUAAGUGUUCCUUCUGCCUUAAAAUCUUCUAUAGAGGAACAUGUUGUACAUCUUCAGAGAGUCCAAAUAAAAUACACUGGAGCUGAUACUGAUGCAACUUUUCCUUCUCAACCAUUUUGUCAGCAAAUCAGUACAGAUGAAUAUGAGUACCAAAGAGUAACUGGCUCUCAAGAACCACUGGCUGCUUUACUGGAAGAAAUUGCAAUGAAUAAAGAAAUCUCUGUGAAAGAUAAGAAGAAGAAGCUCAAGCAAUUUCAGAAAUCUUACCCUGAAGUGUAUAGAGUACGCUUUCCUACCCCUGAAACUGAAGCGCUGCUAUUUCCAGAAAAAACUAAACAGAAACCACCAAUACUGAUGUGGGCCUUAAAAAAGCCUUUUCAACCAUUUCACAGAACCAGAAGCUUUCGGAUGUAAAUUGUCUGAAAUAUAUCAGCGGACAGAGUCAGAGCAUAUUUUCAAUGGAUCUUAUGCAAGAGGAACCUGAGCAGCAUGUAGUUAAUCAAAAAACUACUGGAGAUACUGGUGAGAUGAUAUAAAAGGUCAAAAGAAGAGGAAAGUAUUGAGGUGGUAGAAAUGUGAGCCAUUAUCAGUAUUUUUGUAAAUAAUUACUUUUUAAAAUGUUUGUUAUUUUUAUAAAAAUAAAACAAAACAAAAACCAAACCCCAGCAAACUCAAGGUGAUUAAUCUACAUGGGUGAUAAAGUACACUUGCUGUAGUUUGAUUUGACCAUUAUUUCAAGGUCUAAAUGUAUUUGUUUGUAAUGUAUUGUUGGUAAUUAGUCAAUAGCUUUUUUUUUUUUUUUUUCCUGAAACUGAGUCUCUUGCAUAAGAUGGGCUGUGUUCUUUCACACAUAGCUUGAGGAAUUAAUUUGUUGUACCUACUUGAAUAAGUAUGAAACACUGGAUUUUAUUUUGCUGUUGUACACCUUGGUGUUCUUGAUAUGUAAGAUUUAUUUUGGAAAACUGUAAAAACUCAUUCUUAAUUUUCUGAUUCAUAUGAUGCAUUACAUCUUGAGUCAACUCCAGUUGAGAUUCCAAUAACUUCUGUAGCGCUGACCCAUUCUUCUAAUCAAGCCAGUGCUUUAAGUCUUUUCCCACAUGCUGUUACUAAAUAUUGUCAUAUAAAAUUGGAUGCUUGACAAUAGAACAUAUUUUAUCAGAAAAAUCUAAAGCCUUGCAUUUCCUCUGGAAAUGGAAUUCAAAUAUUGAAGUGACAUUGAGUCAUACAUGCCUUUAAUAAUUUCAUCUGGUUUGCAUUAUGAAAUCUACUGUACCUGUAACUUGACUGUGCAUAUACUUGAUUCUGACAGCACUUUAGAGAUAUUAAAGCAUUACCAUUUCCCCAUAUUUACUUAGAGUGAUGAUUUCAUAUUAUCCAUUAGAGAUUUAAAGAGCAACAUUUCAUACCUUGUGUAAUGUCAGAGUAUGCUAUGCAGGAGAGAAAACAGCUGGCAUCUCAACAAAUUUCUGAUAUUUUAGUAAGCAACACAGUGACUGUCCUGUAAUGCAACAUUGACAGUAUUUUUACUUUGCUAUCCUCCUAACCAGUCAAUGAGCUUUAAGAUGUACAUUACAAGAUUGUUGGUUUAACAGAUUGGAAUAUUUCUUGGGCAGUGUGAUUUUGAACAGUAUAUUUUUCCAUGAUCUGUUUUCACACAUCAGUUAUACUUGGACUUCAUACCAAUAAUAUUUUUCUUAAGCAAAAUUGAUACAAAAGGGUACACUUUUCAAAUAAUAAGGAAAUAUUAAAAUUAAUAAUAAAAGUAGUCUGAGGCCACUUCUUACUUUUAGUACUAAGUCUUCAAGUGUGACAUAACCUUUUAGAUGUGUCAUAAAAUUCUGUAUAUGCUUACGUGCAGUCAAAUUGCGAUUACACUACUGAUAUAAUAAUUUGGUUACAGCACUAAUCCGUGAAGUGUAAAAAUGAGUAAGGAUUCUUGGAAAGCCAGUGUUGUAUAAAAGCGGAAACCUACACUAAGUGAUCUCUGACAUCAGUUCCUAAAUUACAGAGGAGAAAUAAGUGGAAGCCAAUCUAUUUGCCAUUGGAAAUAAUCUCACUGUCUGCCAAUAAACCUUCUAUUAUCAUGUUGAAUCUU
Molecule: messenger RNA, 3502 nt
Organism: Tyto alba (common barn owl)
Lineage: Eukaryota; Metazoa; Chordata; Aves; Strigiformes; Tytonidae
Gene: DEPDC1B
Product: DEP domain containing 1B
Exons: 11
Coding region: 130-1821 (563 amino acids)
Biological process (GO): intracellular signal transduction; positive regulation of Wnt signaling pathway
Source: RefSeq, a predicted model, not a curated record